AUGAAAAGGCAAAACGGAACCCAAACGCUCGACCAAUACUUUCAAACAAAACGCACGAAAUUCGACGUUGACACCACUCCGACAUACACCCCACUGGCGGAAAGAGUUCGUCCACAAAAACUUGAAGAUCUCAUUGGACAGGAAAAGGCUCUUGGAGAAGGAACUCCUUUCUAUGCGAUGAUUGCAAAUAACCAGAUCUCGUCCACAAUUAUAUAUGGGCCCGCGGGAUGUGGCAAGACGACCAUCGCUAAAAUUAUCGCGCGAACAACUAAGAACGACUUUGUCACUGUUUCUGCGACCUCGACGGGGAAAAACGAGUUGAAAGACAUCAUUAAGACGGCAACACAAAAGAAGAAGAUGGGGACCAACACUAUCCUUUUUGUUGAUGAAAUACAUUCACUUAAUAAACUGCAACAAGACACUUUCUUGCCAGCGGUGGAGAACGGAAAUAUUAUCUUACUCGGAGCUACUACAGAAAAUCCGUCGUUUGAAAUUAACGACGCACUAAUGAGUCGAUGCGGGUUGCUUGUGUUGAGGAGAUUAAGAGAUGAAGACCUCAUGACGAUUAUGAAGAACGCCAUCGAGAAAGAAUAUAAAGGAUGUAUGUUUGAAUUGAGCGAUGAGGUGUUUCAGUAUAUCGCUUCCGUUGCAGAUGGAGAUGGAAGAAAUGCACUGAAUUUUGUCGAGAAAGUGUAUUUGUAUUACACCAAAUUUAAUAUCGACCAACUCGAGAAGAUUGUUCUUGCGUCAAAGAAGACUGAGAAGACUGCGACUACGGUUGAAAAAGGAUGUCGUGAUGUUGUGAAUCGCGAUAACGAAAAAAGUGUUGUAGUUGAACGAGAAACACACCAAAAUGUAACACAAGAAGAUACAAAAGAAGUGAAAGACAUGAAAGACGACAUAAAUGAAAAACAUAAAAGUAGUGAUGAGGUACAAAACCUUAAAGAAAAAGGAAUUGAAACACUUAUGGACAAUCAAACAACAAAAGUGAUAUUAACACUCGACAUUAUUCUUGCUUUUUUAGAGCGAACAAAAUAUAGUUAUGACAAAAAAGGGGAGUCUCACUAUAACUUGAUUAGUGCACUUCACAAGAGUAUGCGAGGUUCAGACGAAAACGCUGCGUUGUAUUGGUUGCACCGAAUGGUGUUAGCUGGGGAAAAUCCCAAGUAUAUAGCUCGGAGACUCAUUCGAUUUUCAAGUGAAGAUAUUGGUUUGGCAGACACAAACGCGUUGACGGUUGCAGUGAACACAUUUCAAGCUGUGAAUGUAAUGGGCUAUCCCGAGUGUGAUGUGGUGUUGUCGGAGUGUGUGUUGUAUUUGUCACGAGCACCAAAGUCUGUUUGUGCGUACAAAGCAAUGAAAACAACACAACAACUCAUCAAAGACACGGGGUGUUUGCCAGUUCCUAUGAACAUCAGAAACGCUGCGACAAAUUUAAUGGGUAAGAUGGGGUACGGCGAAGGCUAUUUAUACCCUCCAAUGUUUGACCACGUGCUGCAACAGAGUUAUCUUCCGAAAGAGAUUGAAGGGAAGGAAUUGGUCACUUAUGACAAAUUUGUAAAGAAGUUAAAAAAAGAAGACGUUAUAUCAUCAAAGUCCAUUGAAGAUGGAUUUUUUGAAAGUGUUGGAGGGUGGUGA
Entamoeba invadens IP1 is the source of this 1638-nucleotide messenger RNA. RefSeq names its product werner helicase interacting protein, putative. The record is from RefSeq and is a predicted model, not a curated record. Gene Ontology annotation, molecular function: enzyme activator activity; ATP binding; single-stranded DNA helicase activity. Gene Ontology annotation, cellular component: nucleus. Gene Ontology annotation, biological process: DNA-templated DNA replication; regulation of DNA repair. The transcript has 2 exons. Lineage: Eukaryota; Evosea; Mastigamoebida; Endamoebidae. Bases 1 to 1638 code for a protein of 545 amino acids.